GACCCUUCAGUCCGCAGGCCGACGCUCUGUCAACUGAGCCAAACCAGCUAGGGCAUGUAGUAGGAGUCUUAAGGGGCACAGAGAGGAGAAACCGAGGCAGUCCCUGUGGGCAACAGGAGGGGCCCGCAGGCCCCCAAAUCCACAAUGAUAGUGAUGUUCCAGGAAUAGGUGACAUGGCCAGCCAUGCCCCACCUGGGAGGGAGUGACUCAAAACUGCUCCAUUCAGCCCUCUUGCACUGCUGUCCCCACCAUGCUGCUCCCAUCCUAGAUUGAUGUGUGAGCACAAAUCAGACUGAACUUGGCGGCCAGCCAGACCCCGCUACAGGUGCACACGCCUGUCCCUGCACCCACCUGGCUAUUGUAGGCACUUGGUCUCCCAUGCCUCAGUCUCCCUGUCAACCCAAGGAUGUUGGCUUCAAAGGGCUUAAUUCACUGCACAGGUCAAGUUGCCCCCUCGCCCAGCCCACACCCCAGCCAUGCAGCCCCCUAACCCACCCACCCUGUGCCUCCAUUUCACAGACCCAGAUUGAGUCAUCCAAGGGCAGGGGGAAGCCGGGCUCAAUUGGGCAUCACCCCUCUCCAAGAGGCAACCGGGUCUGGGGCUGGCCAAGGAGUGUCAGAGACACUGCGUGCAUUCUGGGGAAGACAGGCCUAUGCAUCUGGGCCAUGUCUUACUGAGACUGAGGCCCAGGGCUAGAGCUGAUUCUGUGUCCCCUCCCCACCUAUUGUGCCCACCCUGUACUCAGUGAAUCCCCUGCACCCAAAAGGCCAUACAUGUUGUGUCCAACCCUGCAUUACUUGGGGCCCUGAUUUCCCCUGAGGUCCCACCCAGCCGCCCAGCCCUGGUGGCCAGGCCUCAGAUGGAGAAAUGUCUUCUUGGCCCAUGGAAAGCCUAGGGGUGGGCACUGAGGCCUUAGGGACCUCACUGGGAGCAGCAGGCAGGGACAAGUGGGCUCUGCCCCACUAGGUUGCCAGAUGGGCACCCAGGGCCUGGGUGUGCUACCCACCUCACCAGAGCCUCAGCUUCCAGUCUGGGAAGUACCCCCACCAUUUUGGGUGAGAUCCUUAAUUAGUUGCUUUGCUAUUAGCUCCUAAUGACUUGACAAUUGCCCAAUUGGAGCUAAUUAGCAGCUUGCCAGGUGGUUGCAGAGAGGGGGCAGUUGGCAAGGUUGGGGUGGCCAUGAAGGGCAGGACAGGGAGCCCUGGUCAGUGAGGGAUCACCCAGGGCUGGGAGGGCUGCCUAGAGGAGCAGACUUUGGCAGGGUGAUCUAGAUGGGGGCAAAGGUGUGGCUGGUGGGGGUGGGGAUGGGAGCAGGAGGUCUGAAAGCCUGGGGAACCCUCUACCUAGGAAAGAUCCCAACUCAGUCACUAACUCCUUGGUGAGAAUUUCUGCUCUAUCUGCUGCAACCACAGAGUAUUUUCGUUUCAAGCCAAGGCCCCAGUGGAGGAAAUGAAGGCUUUGUAUUGCAUGCACCAGGCACUGGGCCCCAGGCUCAAUUUUGGGGCUGGGCCUCUCUAACACCUAAACAGGGGUGAGGCGCCUGCCCUUGGCUUGCUACCCAACUUGGAACUGGGAAUUGUGUGUGUGUGUGUGUGUGUGUGUGUGUGUGUGUGAAUCCUUACCUGAGGAUAUCUUUUCCCAUUGAUUUUUAGAGAGCAUGGACGGGAGGGGGAGAAUUAGAGAGAAGCAUUGAUGUGAUUCAAAUCGAUUGGUUGCCUCCUAUACUUGCCCCACCCAUGCCCCAACUGGUGCCAGAGAAGGAGCCUGCAACUGAGGUAUGUGCCCUUGACCGGCAUCAAACCCACCAUCCUUUAGUCCAAGGACCAUAGCUCUAUAGAGCCAAACCAGCUAGGGCUGUCACUAUUUUAAAUCCAGGAAGGGGAAAAAUGGCCCAUUUAAGGGGGCUGGGGGUGGGGCUUCGCCUGGGACUCGCCUCUUUUCCCCAUGUGGGGGCCACUUUUUGCUCUCCAAGACUCUAACACCUUGAAUCCUUGGCCUUUGUUUGCUCAACAAAUAUGUAUUAAGCACCAAAUAUGUAUAAGGUCUGUAUGGGUCACCAGGAAGGAGCGGAAAAGGAGGCCAACCCUCAUUGUCCAGGAGGGCAGACAGUGGACUAUGUAGAGGUAAAACUAUGAUGAUAUCGUAAUGAGAUACAUGAUAAGGUUGGGGAGGCAGGGGAAAGCAUUCCAGGCAGAGAGAUGAGUGUGUGCAACAGCCUGGGGUGGGAACAGGAACAGCCAAGAGGCUGGUGUGGCUGGAAGGCAGGCAGAGGGUGAUAAGGGGGCGUGUGUCAGGGCCACACGGGCCUGGUGGCCCUGGGAGGGCAGUUUGAUUCUGAGCAGUGGAGAGAGUUUUGAGCCAUUGGAUCACAGAGUCCGACUGACAUUCAGAAAAGAGCCCUGGGUUUUGGGAGACAAGGAGACGGGCUGACCUGGUGGGGUACAGAUGUCUGGCUUCUGAGCCAGCAAAGAAAGCAGCCUUGGUCUCUAAUGCUUUUCAGAAGGUGAAGAGAGAAUGAUGGUAGCAUCUGGUGCAGUGGGAGGGAGGGGGUCAAACGUAACGGGGGACACAGGCAGAGGUGGAGGGGGAAGAAAGGGUCACGCUGUGGCCCCACUUUCCCAAGUCCAUUCUGGUCUCAAGAAAGCCCAGCAGAAAGCCAGGCUCUCUUUCAGGCUAUGUGUGCAUCCCCGGGCAUUGUGCCAGGGACAGGAAGGGGAACUGAGGCCCAGAGGUGUUGGGGGCCAGGAUGGCAGCCCUUCCAGCCUGGCACCCCCUCCUUACUCCUCUACAGGGCCCUGCAUAGGUACUAGCCAGUCCCCAAGUGGGUGCUUGGCUGCCUGCCGCUGCCAUCGAUUGGCUGAUCAAUGGGGCUUUCAGUGGGGCCAGGAAGGAGUGAAAAUGACUCUUCAAAAAGCCUGGAGCAGCUUCUGCAUCAAUCAAGCCCAAGGGGCUGAAGGACAGACAAGGCCUGGAUAGCCUUGGGGCAGCCUGCGGGAUGGGCAGAGUUCAAGGCUGACCCUGUCUCAGCCUGACCCUGGUCCCAACCUGAUCCCCCUUCCUGAGGCUAGCUGCCAGACACAUUUAUUCUACAAAAGCCUUCCCACCUCUCUGGAGGUGGAAUGAGUUCCCGAUCCCUGGACAAACCCAAUAGAAUGGGGAAGAGGCUGGGGAGAAUCUGCUCCUUCCUGUUCCCAGAACUGAAAUUCUGGGAGCCUGGAUCUUAGUGACAGACUUGAAAUCACUGCUGUAGUGAUGGAUGGGGAAGCUGAGGCACAAGUGAGCAGGGUCUUCUGCCUGCCUCAUUCCCACUUCUGGGGGGGUCCUGCCCCUACCAUCUGAUAAUUCUGUUGCCCCCUCAGGUGCCAGCUGUGCCAAUUAGUGCUCCUGGCAUGGGGGUCACAUAGAGCUCCCUCCCACGGGCUGGGGCUGUUAGCAGGGUGAGCACAGAGAGUGGCGGGCUGGAAUCCCAGCAGCUUGCACCCUCCCUGCUGCCCACCCUUUUUCCUUGCCUAUACAGGGAGGAAGAAGAUGGCUGCCUGGGGGAGCCUACACUCUAAGCACGGUGCUUAGGCUUUUAAUGUGCUAAUAAGCCCCUCUUGGGAGGCCCCCCUGUUGUCUCCUUCUGCAUUUACAUGACAGGGACCCUGGGGACCAUGUCUGGAAGAUCUAAGAGCUUCUGGUGCUGUAACCCAAGGUGGUGAUGGAAGGGGAGCUGCCCGUCUCUGGCUCAGCUGACCUCCAUCCUCCCAAGACAAGGCUGGGUCAAGAGGGCCUUCAGCGGUUCCACGCGGGUGCGGCGGACGACCGCGGGGGCUACACGGUGGAGGUGAGCAUCAACGACUACCUGGACAUCUACUGCCCGCACUACGGGGCGCCGCUGCCUCCGGCGGAGCGCAUGGAGCACUACGUGCUGUACAUGGUCAACGGCGAGGGCCACGCCUCCUGCGACCACCGGCAGCGCGGCUUCAAGCGCUGGGAGUGCAACCGGCCCGCAGCGCCCGGGGGGCCGCUCAAGUUCUCCGAGAAGUUCCAGCUCUUCACGCCCUUCUCGCUGGGCUUCGAGUUCCGCCCGGGCCACGAGUAUUACUACAUCUCUGCCACACCACCCAAUGCUGUUGACCGGCCCUGCCUUCGGCUAAAGGUUUAUGUGCGGCCAACCAACGAGACCCUGUAUGAGGCCCCUGAGCCCAUCUUCACCAGCAAUAAUUCGUGCAGCAGCCUGGGCAGCUGUCAGCUCUUCCUCAGCACUGUCCCGGUACUCUGGACCCUUCUGGGCUCCUAGUUCUGGCCCACACGAUGCCGGCCCCACCUGGACGACCGAAUCCAAGACCAAAUAGAGACGCCUGGCUCUCCCUCAACUGGUGCUGCCCCCACCUCCAGGGGGUUUCUGCCUGCUCCAGAACCAGCCCCAAUGACGGGGGACAGCCAACAGCCCCUGAUGGCUGAGGGGCAGGGUGUCAGUACAGCCCCUGGCCAGAACAUCUCCUCAGGGGCACUGGAGAACCUGAGAAACUAUCAGCGAUGUUGGUUUUUUUGUUUGUUUAUUUUUCAUGGUUGGAUCAGAAAGGCUUGAAUUUUUAAUUUAAUUUAUUCCUUGCUGUCGCCAGUGACUUUGAAAGGAAACACAUUAGUUUGUGGGGGUGGGGGUGGUGGUCCUUGGCCCCCUGGGGGAUGGGGAUGGGUAAACCCUAGUCUGGUUGCUCCAUUUGUUGGGUCCUGGCUGGAGACCACUGCAGACCCCCCGGAUGCCCCAGGACAGGCCAGUAUGAGGCAGAAGGGUAAGGGUGAGACCCCUGGAUUCUGGCCCAGGACUCUGAACCCACCUUAGAUUCUCGUCCCCUCAGCCCCACUCUCCUCAUGCCUGGUGACUGUCGCCCAGAGUGGAAACCCAUGCUGUUUCACCAGAGGCCCCCGGAGUUCCGGCCACUCCGAACCACAGCUCCCCACUGUGUCCCACAGCCUCUCACCAUCACCCCUGAGCCCAAGAAGACCUUACAUGUCUGUAAAUAGAGCCAGGAAGCAUAUACUGUGGUCUAUUUUUACUGUAUUCCUGAGGACGAACUGGACAGUUCCUUUUUUUCUCACAUCUUCAGGGGGAUCUUUUAUUUUGGUGGGAGGGUGGGCGGACUUUUUAGAGUAGAAGCCACACUUUGCAAUAAGCUUGUUCGUCUGUCAGAGCCCUCUUCCUCUACUCCGUGACUAAUAAUGUUUAUAAGAAAAAAGAAAACAGGACACUACAAGAUGGGGGGUGGACCUGCCAAAAAGAAACCCCCUCCCAAAGACACUUUAAUGAAGCAAACAGCACAUUUAUACAGAUUUCAUAUUUCUACCCACCUUUCCUGAUCUGUGUUUUAUAUAUAUUAUAUAUAAAUAUAUAUGGUGCACAGCUGCUGGGAGACCACCAGGCGUGCCAGCUGGGGGGGCCUUUUGUAAGGGUUGGCGUGGGUGGUGGUGUUGCCUCGCCUGGAGCUGGCGACAGGGCCUCCCCCCUCCCGUCACAAUCAACUUUGGAUUCUGUAUUUUUUAAUAAUAAAAUAAGCGUAAACCUCUA
This is a messenger RNA of Myotis myotis, 5552 nucleotides long. It is a transcript of the gene EFNA2, whose product is annotated as ephrin A2. Gene Ontology annotation, molecular function: ephrin receptor binding. The coding region runs from base 3702 to 4283 and encodes 193 amino acids. Gene Ontology annotation, cellular component: plasma membrane. Gene Ontology annotation, biological process: osteoclast differentiation; ephrin receptor signaling pathway; axon guidance. The transcript is spliced from 4 exons. Lineage: Eukaryota; Metazoa; Chordata; Mammalia; Chiroptera; Vespertilionidae. The record is from RefSeq and is a predicted model, not a curated record.